GUCAGCCAAUGAAGAGAGACCCCACUUUACACACACACACGUCCUCUCCAAAGGCAGUAGGGGAAAAGUCACGUAUUGAUGACAUGGCGUGGACGCUAGUGUGUGGGGCGAGAAAACUUAAAUUGACAUUCCCAUUAACGUCUGCUGUCUCUAGAAGGCUGCUGCGCGAUGGGAGCGGAGCUUUGCGGCAGGUCAGCGCCCCGCAGACUGCCUUCUUCCCCCCGAACGAAGGAGUGAUGCUGCGGCCAGACGCCUUCCGAAAUAAAGUCGCCUUCAUCACGGGAGGCGGCACAGGGCUUGGCAAGGGGAUGGCCGGCACGCUGUCUGCUCUCGGCGCCGAAUGUGUCAUCGCCAGCAGAAAACUGGAUGUUUUAAAGCAAACUGCAGAGGAAAUAACAAAACAGACAGGAAAUAAGGUUCACGCCGUCCAGUGUGACGUGAGGGACCCGGCGUCUGUGGAGGCCGCCGUCACAGAGUUGGUCGGUGUCGCAGGUUUGCCAGAUGUUGUGAUAAACAACGCUGCCGGAAACUUCAUCUCCCCCUCGGAGAAUCUCUCUCCCAACGCCUGGAGAACAAUAACGGACAUUGUCCUGAACGGCACUGCAUAUGUCACCCUGGAGGUUGGAAAGCGGUUGAUAAAGGCAGAGAGAGGCGCUGCCUUCUUGGCCAUCACCACGAUCUACGCCGAGAGCGGCUCCGGGUUUGUGGUGCCCAGCGCUGCUGCCAAGUCUGGGGUGGAGACCCUGUGCACGUCUCUCGCAGCAGAGUGGGGGAGGUACGGCAUGCGGUUCAAUGUGAUUCAGCCUGGGCCCAUAAAGACCAAGGGAGCUUUCAGCCGACUGGAUCCAGCAGGCAUGUUUGAGAAGUCCAUGAUAGACCGGAUCCCAGUGGGCAGACUGGGGACCCCUGGGGAGAUCGCCAACCUGGCAGCGUACCUGUGUAGCGACUACGCCAACUGGGUGACUGGAGCGAUCAUUCGAAUGGACGGUGGAGAGUUUGUGUCAAUGGCUGGCGAGUUCAAUGACCUAAAGAAGGUCACCAAGGAACAGUGGGCUGUGAUGGAAGCCAUGAUCAGGAAGACCAAGGGGUCUUAAUGACUUAUGAGGUCAACCCAGAUACUCUGAUGGGCCGACAGAAGCCUCACAGGACCUGUGAGAGUAGGAUCACCAGUCUGAACCCAAGCAGUAAUAUUCAGUGAGUUUCCUGGGUCACAUUUCAGUCCAGCUGUUAACUGCCUCACUUCAGAUACUCUCUUGAUUAAAUUCUCUUUUGUCUGGAAAAUCUAUAGAAGAUUUAACUUCAUGCCUAAAGUCUGAAAACAGUGACACCCUCUGAUUCUAGCUCACAUGCUUUUCUUAGAAAUGCAUGUAUGAUACACAUGAAUGUGUUUGUCCCUUUGUGAGAGAGUGAAAUGUACUCAGAGCUAAUGGAUUGUUCACUUUAUUAUUCCGGAGGCUCGUUGCUUGAGAGCACUGACUGAUGAAAUGCUAAUUAGUGCUGCUUUGUUUCAAGGUUGAAAACAAAUUCCAUAAGAUGGAUUAAAAGAUGGUGUUUGCGUCGGAAGCCUUUUAAUGUUUCUCUCUGCAGCCUGUAAUUAAUUAGUACGACUCCCUGGUUAGCAGUGUUUAACGGUUCAAUCCGGUCAAAUAUAUUAGAUGGUUACUUGCAAUAAAAACCAGUACAGCCUAAAA
Molecule: messenger RNA, 1691 nt
Organism: Paramormyrops kingsleyae
Lineage: Eukaryota; Metazoa; Chordata; Actinopteri; Osteoglossiformes; Mormyridae
Gene: decr1
Product: 2,4-dienoyl CoA reductase 1, mitochondrial
Biological process (GO): fatty acid beta-oxidation
Cellular component (GO): mitochondrion
Molecular function (GO): 2,4-dienoyl-CoA reductase (NADPH) activity
Source: RefSeq, a predicted model, not a curated record